AUGUGCAAUUUCUUCUCUCUCUCUCUCUCUCUCUCUCUCCUCUCUCAUCUCUCUCUCUCUCUCUCUCUCUCUCUCGACGAACGCGCUUCGGCCUCCCGGCGACUGGACUGGAUCGGGAUGGCCGAAGGUGCCGAGGCUGCUGCCUCUGUGGAGGAUGGGGGGCUGAAUCGGGCCGAGGUGGCGGAUUUUGCUUUGUCCGCCAUCAAACAUGUCAAGCCGCUGGGGACGUCCAAUGUCUGCGAGCGCGUUCAGGCCGAGACGUACGUGCGGCAACUGUAUCGCGAGGAGCUGGCACAGGCCGAGCGCCACGCUCCCAAAUACCACCUCCUCGUGCACAUGAAGCAUGCUCGCAACCUGCUGCCCAAGUACAAAAAGAUCACGAGCCAUCCCUUUGCCACCGCUGUCUACGGUAACGCCAUGCGCCGAACUCCGACCAUCGAGGACACGCUCGACCCCGACUUUGACUGUCAGCUUCAAAUCCCGCUCGGCAGCGCCAAGCUCACGGCACCGCUCAAGCUGGCCGUCUGGUGCGAUGCCCCUGCCGAUGGCGAGCUUGAUGAUGUGUCCAUCUCCUCCUCCACCAGCCGCUUUAGCUUUGCUCCCUGGCACCGCGCAGAAGAGCAGGUCCGCGAGGGCAAGGUCCGCUUCCUCGGCCAGGCCGCCCUCAAACCGGCCGAGGUCACCGAGCUCGCCCAGAGCGGCAAACCCGUCGAACUUGCUCUACAAAAGCGCAACCCACGAUCCCAUGUACGCGGCACCCUCACCGUCGCCUUUCGAUUGAUGAACGUCACUACCGCCAAGCUGCGCCCCGACGCCGUCGAGUAUGCCGUCUCCCCACUCUGGGCCGUGCCACAACAACUUGGCAAGGAAGAUGCUUUGGCCUGGCACCUUUUGCUUGUGAGUGAAUACGUGCGCGUCCUCACCAAGAGCCCACAUGCCGAGCUCGAAUGGCCGCAGAUGGUGGCCCUGCUCUCCUUCCUUACCCACCAAGUCUCCUUCCAGCCCAUCACCCACCCGGAUCUCGAGGAAACCAUGUCCUGUCUCCGUCUCACCACUGCCAUCGUCGGCUCCAUCACAACGUCACUUGAGGAUCUGGUGGACUUUAUGCGGCCUGAUCUGGAGCAGUACAAGUUUCAAUUUGUAGCCCACAGUCGCAUCGUACCGCCCAUCUUUGAUCACUUCCUCUCAGUCUUUGUGCUAGCCUGCCGGCUCAUCAAGUACUUUCGGCCCGUGGCUCCGGCUGUCGCUGACGUGGUGAGCAAGGCCGUCCUCACCUGCAAAUCUCAAAUGUACAAACUCAUUUGGGCCUCCGCGCAAGCCGAAAACGUUGAUCAGCCGGUUCUCCAGCUCCAAACCAUGUGCGAAAUGAUUGACGCUGAACUCAAAUACGACCUCGUCUUCUACAUCAACUACUUUCAGCGCCACGCCCUCGUCGACAUUGUGGCGCUCAACGUGAUGGGCCUGUGUCAGCCCCACGCCGCCCAAUGCCGUGAGCUUCUCCUUGAUCCAGCCUUCAGUGUUCCGCUUCCCUUUGAGCUUUUCGAUCUCCUCAAGAAGAUUCGCUCCUUCCGCAAACGGUACAUUGAAAGUUUGACCACGGGCCAGUGCGCCAAGGUUUAUGGCGAUCUCUACACCUGGUUCCUUCCCCACGCUUCUCGAUGGCUGCAGAAUUUGGCCAAGCAGGGCGUCAAGUAUGCCGAACGAGCCUACAAACUGGACCCUGGUCAACCCAUCUCUGACCGCCACCUCCAUUCAACUGCCGUCGUGGAUCUCUUGACCUUUUUUACUCAAAACGUGUACGAGCUGGUUGAGCUCGGGUGGGAAGAUCUCGCCACGGCCGGCACUCUUUACCAACUCUUUGCCGAAGUCGUCGUACAAACCGUGCACACCUAUUCAACUCUCCUCCGCGCCCCCUUUCCACCACCCUCUGCUGCGAGCCAAUUUCAGCCCCUGACGUCAGCGCUCUGCAUUGCCAUCAACAACAUUGCCCAGUUGAGCGAUGGUAUCAUGGACUUGCAAGAGAGUGUUCUCAAGCAUCUCUUCCAGCUCCAAACCGAGCAGGCAAAUCGCAAAGCCGAGCUGGAAGGUGAAAGCAGCUACGAGCUGCAUCCCUUGGCUCGCGAGCCACCCCGCCCCACCGGCUUGCGCGCCAUUGGAUUGCGAUUGGGAUUUCGUAGCGUUGGACAAGCGCCGUCUGCUUCAAACACCUCUCACAACUACGACUCGGAUGGCAGCACUGACGACGACGACGACGACCUUCAGGAGCGAGAUGCCAACAAUGCCCGCCCACAUGUUGCCAUUGACCCCGUGGCAGCCGUCAAGCAAAGCUUCAAACUGGCUGCUGAAGAGCUUUCAGGGGGACUCUUGCCCUUGCUGGAUCGGAUUACAGCAACGUUUCGCUUGACAGUGGACCAAUACUUGGGGUUCCUAUUGGGUUUUCGCAAGUCCAAGCCUCUCUUUGCUGAGGUAUUCAAGGCGGAUACAUUCAGCUCCACCACCAAGGCCAAAUUCGGCAAAGACAAAAUCUUAGGCUUGAGUGAUCGCAAAAUGGAUAAAGUCAAGCGGCGCAUGGAGCGCAUGAUGAGGGAGAGCAGGCGAGCUACCUGGAGGCGGCAUGAGACCACGCGCGGACCAUUGGCCAUGCCUAGCAAGCCGCCAACCGCAAAAGGAGGGCGCUCCCGCUCCGAAACGGAGGUUCUUCUUGAUGAGCACAAGCUACGCAUUUCCAUGGAGCCACUGCUCGACUACCUGGAUGAAUCCUUUCAGAUCAUGUCCGAUAAUCUAUACGAGGAUGUCUUCAAUCAUGUCUUGGCCCGUCUUUGGGACAUGGUCCUGAUGGUCGUACAGGCUCGUCUUAGUAGCUUUCGCACAGGCAUUUUGACCAUGCAUCAGUCGACCACCAUGCUCAACUUCCUCGAGAUCUUGAAGGCAUAUUUCAUGGCGGACGGCGAAGGACUGCCGUCUGUGCGCUUGGAGACGCGGAGUUAUGAUGGUAUUUGUCACCAACUACGCUUGGGCCAGCACACGACGGAGGAGAUUAUGUGGAUGUACCAUGGGUAUCAGGCAGAGAAAAUGUUAACACCUGAGACGGCGCACAAGGCCUCGAUGACCUUUCAAAUUGUGGUGACGGUGCACGGUUGCCGUAAUCUGCCGGCCGUGGCCAGCGUUGGCCAAAUGAAUGUUGGGGUGAACGUGACGGUGCGCCAGCGUCUGGCCUCAGGCGCCACCAAUCUGGAGACGAAAGCCUUGGCGCCCGUGCAGGAGGGUCUCAAUCCCAAGCUCAACGCAAGUUGUGAGUUUAAGCUGUUUGAGCUACGGGGCACCGUGCAUUUGGAGGUUGCGCACAUCGACGGUCGCAAGCGCACGUUCUUGGGCGAGGCUACAUGCACACUCGAGGACAUGGAUUUUGCGGCACACCAAGACAUGGAGUUGGAGCAACCCUUGGUCCCACUUCUAGAUCGGCGUGCGCACACAUUGCUUCGCGUACUGCUGAUGCGAGCAGGCGAUCCAGUGGCACGGGAUUUUGUUCAACAGCGCAUGGGUGAGGUGGGCGAUCGCGGGGAUGCCAGCGGCUCAAAGUUGCACAUUGUGCACGGGCAUUUUUUCCGUGCCAGCCGGCACGCGUUGCCGCCCUCGUGCGCGGUCUGCAACAAGCUUAUUUUGGGUUUGGGCAAAGCUGCGUAUGAGUGCGAGCUCUGCUUUGAGACGGUGCACAAGCGUUGCCAUGUCUCUGCUGCACCUUGUGCGACUGGGACGGGGGCGCGGUUCUAGACUACGCCAAAGGGCUUGAAUGCUGUUUGGAUUGACAUGCAGAGCAUGACACAUAGUACAAAUUGAAAGCAACAUCUGGA
This is a messenger RNA of Monosiga brevicollis MX1, 3851 nucleotides long. RefSeq lists its product as uncharacterized. The transcript has 15 exons. Lineage: Eukaryota; Choanoflagellata; Craspedida; Salpingoecidae. Bases 1 to 3771 code for a protein of 1256 amino acids. Gene Ontology annotation, biological process: protein phosphorylation. The record is from RefSeq and is a predicted model, not a curated record. Gene Ontology annotation, molecular function: protein serine/threonine kinase activity; ATP binding.